ACGCCAUUUUCUCUCGGUAUGGUAUCAGCUGACAGCUGAGAGAACGACAGCGUUCCUUGGCAGUUUCUCAAAUGCUCACAGCAGUGAAAUGCUCACUCAAGUGCUGUACGUCGUCUGUGGUUAAAUUUGACCUUGUUCUGACAGUUCUCUAUUUGCGUUUGCAGAAAUUACUUGUGGACCAGUGAUCUUCGAUCUACGGAAAAUGCUUGGUAUAAGGCCCCUGCUUCGACAAGCAAAGUCUCUUGUAAGGGCAUACACUUCCAGCUCUCCUAAGCCAUAUACCGUUCCAGAGAGUGCUUGGGGGAAAAACAGGGCAGCUAGAUUAGAACUAGCGGCUGCUUACAGAACCUUGGACAUUCUAGGCCUGAAUGAAGGUGUAUGUAACCAUCUUAGCGUUGUGGCUCCUACUGCAGACGGCAAAGGGGAAGGGAUGCUGGUUUUACCCUUCGGGCUCCACUGGAGCGAGGUAACAGCCAGCAACCUUGUUAGCGUUGAGUGCAAGGAUGGUCAGUGUCGUCUUCAUGAGGGAGAUAUGAUGCCUGAGAUCACAGCUUCCAGUAUUCACCUGGGGAUCCGCCAGAUAAGACCUGAUGCCACUGUCAUCAUGCACACUCAUCAGCCUUAUGCAACAUCUUUAGCCUGUAUGAAACACCCUGAGGUUUUAAUGGUGCAUCAGAAUUCCCUGAGGUUCUACAAAAGAAUUGCCUACGACAACAACUACAGUGGCCUUGCGUUGGCUUUCGAGGAAGGCCGGAGGCUUGGGACGGUCUUAGGUGACAAAGACGUCAUGUUCAUGGGAAAUCAUGGUGUCUUGGUUGUGGCUUCGACCAUCUCGGUGGCCUUUGACUUACUCUACUUUUUGGAAAGAGCUUCUCAGGUCCAGGUGCUGACGGAGGCGAUGAAGAAGGAAGUACAGCUGAUCCCUGACGAGAAGUGUCAAGCAAUGUCCGACGACUUCUGGAAUUCUGUGCAGCUCUACGCAGACGCGCACUUCUAUGCUAUGUACCGAAGACUUCGCAAAACGCAACCUGAUUUUGAGACAUAAUAAAGGCAAUACGCACUUCAA
This is a messenger RNA of Macrobrachium nipponense, 1066 nucleotides long. RefSeq names its product putative aldolase class 2 protein PA3430. Gene Ontology annotation, cellular component: cytoskeleton. The record is from RefSeq and is a predicted model, not a curated record. The transcript has 7 exons. The coding region runs from base 203 to 1045 and encodes 280 amino acids. NCBI's taxonomy places the organism in Eukaryota, Metazoa, Arthropoda, Malacostraca, Decapoda, Palaemonidae. Gene Ontology annotation, molecular function: actin filament binding.